UCGGGCAGUCACUAAAAAAAUACCGUACAAAACAUUUUGAGAAAAAUUCCGUCGCUUUUUAUUUGCUGUUGCUGUUAAAAAAAAGAUUCAAUUAUACUUGCUAAACUAACGGUUCAUCGGUUUCUAUGAAGGGCUUUCCUUGUAAUUAGCGAGUAAAGUAAUGCGGGUAAAACGCGUGGCGAAAACGAAGGAUUGGAAAACAUUUUUUCAUGCGCGCGUGUGUGCGUGCGUGUGUGUGCCACAGAAAGUUGCAAGCAGCCUAGAGCUAAAUAGGUUGUUAAAUAUUCCCUGUGCUCUCGCUUUAUGCAAUAACAAAAUCUGCGAAUUCCCCCAUUAAGCGUAAAAAUGUGAAAAAAAACCAAUGGGAAUUUCUCAAUGUUGUGUCAAUACAGCGAGAGCGACGUACGAAAAGCCAAAAGCAAAGGAGAGGAGAAUGGAAUAACACAAAAAAAGAGCUGAGCCACAGCAAAGAAGCAAAAGAAGAAACGCGAAGCAGGGGCUAAAAGAAAAAUCGAAAUAAUAAAAAAAAACCCGCACCCGUGUGUGUGCGAGCGAGUGAGAUUCUGUGCGCGUGUGUGUGUGAGUGAAUGUGUGUGUGAGAGAGUGAAACGUAUAAAUAAAAUUCAGCCAAAUGCAGAAGCCAACAACAAAAUGGAUAACAAAACUACACAGUUGGAUUUUAAAUUACUGGUGGAUCAAUCACUAAAUCUACUGGAUAGCCUCAACACGGCAUUGCGGUGCGAUGCUAUUCAAUUCUUGCUGCAGACGCUUAAAUGCAAGUACCCGGAGGCCUGCGACCAAGUCGUCAGGAAUCUGUUCAGUCACAUAGCUACAGGCAAUGACACCGGCGGGGCAGGAGGAGGAGUUGGCGAAAAGGCGCAGCAGCACGAGCUAGCGAGGACGAAGCAGCUCCAGCUGCUGCUGACCGCCAAGAAGGAGAAGAAGGAGCCUGGCUGCGAGGCGGAGAUCAAGCGCGAGAACGAUGAUGAGGAGGCGGGAUCGACGGAUCUGAACCAGAACUUCGAGAAGAUCCUCUGCAAGGAGGAGUUCCUAUGCCUCGAGGAGGAGGAGGAGGACUUCCUCGACGAUGCGGACACCCAGAACUCGUCUUCCCUGCAGUUCCAUGCCGGCAACAAUGUGGACGCCCUGGCCCUGGGCCCCGGCGAUCCGCUGGACCUGAUCCAGACCGGCGUUUCGCUGCUGGUCAAGCGGAAAUAUGCGGCCACCUUCUUGGACGAGGACCAGCUGGGCGAGGGCGAGGACGAGGAGGCGAACAGCAACAGCAGCGAUGGGAAGCUGGUCAAGCGAAAGCGAACCAACAAUAUGCACCUGACCGUGACGAGUGUGCGACGGAAAGAGGAGCACAGCCGGCUGGGCGAGGGCUACGUCUUUCACGAGGACAGCCAGUACACGAUGAGGUAUCAUCACAGUACCGGCGAGUUCAGCGAGCGGGCCUAUAAGGCCCAGUUCCGGGCUCUGCUCCGCCUGGCACUCAGCCAGCACCAUAAGCCUUUCCUCCGGCAGUUCUUCGAAAACUUUGUUGUGAACGGACGCUUGCUGGGUACUACGCCCUCAGCGCGGGUGCUGAAGGAGCUGCGCGAACAGCGGCUGGAGGAGUGGCGACGCCAGAGAGAACGUCGCCAGUUGGUCAUCUUGAUGAAGCAGAGCGAGCUGCUGCGGGAUGAGGAGGUUCAGCAGCAGCCGCAGCAGAAUCAUGAGGAGAUCCAGCAAGAACAGCAGCACCUGGAGGAGAUUCAGCAGCAGCAGCAGCAUCUGGAGGAGAUCCAGCGGCAGCAGCAGCUGCCUGCCAUCUCGUUUGGCGACUCCGAACUGGAGUCGGAAACGGAAUCGCAGCUGUCAUCGGCUGCCCAAGAGAUUAUGAAGUUCGAGGAGUUCAUUGACGAGGGUGUAGGCGCGGGACGUCUGAUCGAUGGUCUGGAGAUGGAACCCGAGAUCGAUGACAUGCUGGCUGGCGCCGGCAGUGCCUUGGGCAGUGUGAACAGCGCCAGCGGACACAGCAGCAACAGCAGCAGCAGCGGUAGCGGGAGUGGCGGUAAUGGGAAUGGCAUCAGCGGGGUGAUCCUGGAGAACAAUAGUCAUCAUUCGCAUCACCUAAGUAGCAGCAGCAGCGCAAAUCUUGUGAUCAACGGCCUUACGUCAAGCAAUAGCAUCAGCAACAAUAAUAACAACAAUAGCAACAAUGGCAGUCUCCACCGCCCGCAACUGACGCUGCAGGCGCAGGAUCAGUUGGUGGCGUCUAUGAAACCAUCUCUCCACUUGCCCAUGUCCAUGCCCUUGGAGAACAGGGACCCAAAGGGCGGGCAGCCUCAUGGCAAUCCCAACGUCAUCAUGCCGGGCGGCAGUUCUGUCCACGCCAGCGAGAUUCAGAUGCACCAGCAGCAAAAGCUCUACAACUCAAGCAAUAAUCCCCUAUCAAUGAUGGGCGGCAUGAUGCAGCAACAGCAGCAGCAUGUGGCCCUGCCACACCAACAGCGGCAGAUGAUGAUGAUGUCGGAGGAUUUCCCACAACACGGGACCUCAAUGAUGGGCAGUCGUCAAAUGCCAGCCCUGGCUGCCUUAUCGAAUUUGGGCGACACUCCCGUCAGCGGUCAACUGAACUCCUCCCUGGAGUUGGACGACAAUGACCUGUCGCCGGACGAGGACGACGACGACUUGGACCACGACAUGGACGAGAUGGACGCGGCCAAGCAGCAAUUGAUCGACGGCGGCAGCAGCAGCAGCACCUCCCUGCAGGCGCCGCCCUCGCAGCACGGCAGCGGCAGUGGAGGCAGUGGGGGUCAGACACCUGGCAGCAAGAAGGACAAGCCCAGCUAUAACUGCCUGCUGUGCCCCAAGUCGUAUCGCAAGCGCAAGUCCUUGCUGGACCACUACAAGAUGCAUCCGGGUUUCUGCCACGACUGCGGUCAGCGAAAUGGAAAUACGCUGGAGGAAAUAAUACACCAUAACCGGACCAUGCAUGUGAAGGAGUUUCCGUUCGUGUGCGAGACGUGCGGGGAGUCGUACUCACGCAAGCAGCAGUUCCACGCCCACGUGGAGUCGCACAACAAGAAGGAAAUCAAAACCUUUCCCUGCGGCGAGUGCGGGCUAAAGUUUCCGCAAAAGAAACUGCAGCAACACUUCGAGGAAACGGGCCACAAGGCCGAUGGGGCCAUCUGCGAGGUGUGCGGCGAGGAGUUUCAGUCGAAGAACGCCCUGUACCAACACAUCAUCCGCGUACACAAGCGCGACAACUUCUUCGAGUGCCACAUUUGCCAUAACCGCUUCACGCUGAAGGCCAACCUGGAGCGUCACGUGCAGCUGCACACCGAGAUCAAAAGGCCCUACGUGUGCGACCUGUGCGGCUCGUCCUACUUCACAUAUCCCGCGCUCAAGGAGCACUACAGUAACGCCCACGUGGACGUAUCCGAAUGCAAGUGUACGCUGUGCGGCAAGCGCUUCGGAUCGGCCAAGUCUCUCCAGCGGCAUCUGCCGUCGCACUCGGAGGAAAGGCCGCACUGCUGCAACUACUGCGAUCAGACGUUCAAGUGGAAAACGCAUCUGGUGCGCCACAAGCAGACAAUGCACGGAAACGAGCCGCCGCCUCCUAAGAAGGGAAAGCAGCGCUUUCCCAAAGCAAACGAAGAAGCCGAAAUGGGUAGCUUGCCGGAUAUGCCAGGUCCUCCGCCUGUGAAAGCUACCAAAAAAGCAGUGACCAGUAAGGCGAAAGCGCAGGCAGCAGCCGCCGCCGCAGCAGUAGCAUCCUCCCAGCAGCAACAGCAAAAGGGCGCCGCGGCCACGCCGACUCCGCCACCGCCAGUAUCGACGACUCCGGGUUGCCUGCAGCAGGAUCAGUUCAAUGCGGCCAUGGUCAGCAGCAACAGUUCGCAAUCCUCCACGGCGUCCACGUCGCAGCAUUCGGUGUCAACCAGCGAAUCUCAGCAGAAUUCCAUGUACAAUCAGAGCUUUAAUGCGGAGAAACAGCAGCCAGGACAGCAGCAGCCUCAGAAUGCUUUGCAUCAGCAACAUCCAACGCCGCCGCCGACACAACAACAACAGCAGCAGCCUCCUCCUCCACAGCCGAGAGUUGCACCCGGAGAGUUGCAUCUGCAGCGCAUGAAUAGCUUCGGGCAGGAUGGGCAAUUUCACUUUGAGUCGAAUCCGGCAGCUGGUGCCUAUCAGCAGCAUCAACUGAUUAGCCAUUAUCAGCAACAACAGCAACAGCAACAGCCUCAGCAGCAGCAACAACAACAACAUCAUCUUGCCCAACAGCAGCAACACAUGAGGAGUCACACGCCUCAGAGUCCACAUCCUCCGCAUCCCUCGCAACUGCAACAACAGCAGCCGCAGCAACACUUCAGCUCCCCUCACCACAUGCCCCCGAUGCACCAUCAACACCAGCUGAUGAUGCAGCAGCAACAUCGCCACAACCAGCGAUCGCCGUUACAUCAUCAUCCUGCGGCCCAACAAUUGCAGCAUCAACAACCAUCGCAUUCCCCACAGCAUGCGAGACUGCAGUCGCCACAACCUGCUCCAGUACAACAACAACAACAACAGCAGCAACAGCAGCAGCAAUUCUUGCAACAACAGGCAACCGACUCUUGGGGCAACAUGAACUUUGGCAAUCCACCCAACAACCAACAGGUUGAGCUCAAAGAUAACAAAUUCUAUAUAGUGGAAUCGGCCGAGUUCCUAGGGCUUCCAAUGAAUGUACCGCCUUCUCCACAGCAGCAGCAACAAGCGGUAAGCAAACCCCAGCAGCAGCAGCCGCAACAACACCCUCAACCGCAGCAACCAGAUCCAACCCUCGCUGGUGAUCUGAUGAGCUUCCAGCAUAUGUGGCCGGCGCCUGGGUUCAGCCAAUCUCAACAGCAGCAGCAACAACCACAACAACAACAGCAGCAGCAGCAGCAGCAGGCGGCGCAACAGCAGCAACAGGCCCAGGCUCAAGCGAAUGCGAGUGAUCCCCACAACUAUAAUAACAUCGGCAGCAUACUCACGAAUCUCAUUGACACAAAUCCCGCGCCAAUGGAGUACAAUUUCGACUUGAUGCAGCAGCAACAAACGACGUCGUCUCAGCAACAACAGGCGGCGCAGCAGCAACAUCACGGCGCCGGUAGCUAUGCAAGCGCUUUGAUGCGCAGUGGAGGCAGCGUUUACGGAGGAGCCUAUGACCAGCACCUGAGCGACCAGCUGGUCAGCGAGCAGCAGAAACAAAACAGCUUUCAACCCUACCACCCACAUGGCCUGCAGCCGCAACAGCAGCAGCCAUUGCAUCCGCAUCUGCUGCCACCGCCAGCUCCGCACAGCAAUGUGUACGAUCGCACGGGAGUUGGAGUCGGUGUGGGUGUCGGAGUAGGCGUUGGUGUGGGCUAUUCCAUGCUGGGAGACGAUACGAAGAGUGUGCUGCCGCCCAUGAUGGGUGGCAUGAUGCAGCAAAUGCCGCCGCAUGGCCAGCAACCGGAUCUAAUCUACUACCCAGUGAAGAACGAUUGACAGUCGAAGCAUCAUCAGCAGCAAGCACAGCAGCCGAACCACCAUCACCACCAUCGCUGGUGGACAGAGCCAGCCAAGAGAGGCGAUGUUUUUCAUUGAAGAAACAACCGAAAACAGGAAACGGAAUACGGAACAAGUUCGCUUAGAUUGUAAGUGUAGGGGGAGGGUGGAUGUGUGGGACGCGAGGAGUUGUAGAUAGGGCAAUCCACAUAUUUUUUUGAAAUUAAGAGCAAUAACAUAAAGAUUAGAGCGGAAAGAGCUCAGAAUUUCUAAUCCGACCGGCGCUAUGAUACGUGUAUAAAAUGUAAUCAUUUACAAAAUACAUCAAAUAAACAAGCAUGUAUACAUAAAUAAAUUCAGACAUAUACAUAGUAGCACCUAAGCAAAGCAAGAGCAAGAAUUAAAUUAAAACCUAUAAAUAAUAAAUAUAUAUAAAUUAUAUGAAACAUAUAUAUUAGUAUAAGCAGCUAAAAUAAUGGCAGACCACAAGCAACUUUCGAACAAAUUUUAUGCUUAUUUAACAUUUACCAUACGAGUUAUAAAUGCAACACUACACAAAUACGUACGUUGAUGUAUAAUCAAAACAAUCCAACAUUUAUUCAUACAUAUGAUAUCUAUGUAAACCGCGAGAGACCCCUAUAUUGUAGAUGAUUGAUUUGAGCUUGGGUCGGGUCAUGCAUCACAAACGGAAACAAAAGAAAACAAAUGUACACGACGCUUUGAGCCCGGGCCUAGCGCCACACAAAGUUGUAACCAUAUCAUGAGGCCUCUUCCCCGUAUAAUUAAUUGUAUUUUCGAUAGUGCUUGUUAUUUUCUAUUUAGUUAACGAAUUGAUUAUACUUAUAAAGCCUUUCUGCUGAAUACCGCCAGCCACACUUUUGUUAGAUUAGUGCCUAAGUCUAGUUGAUAUCCCAAUGUAUACCCCGACAUUUUGUGGCUUUUUACACCCAAACCUUGUAUAGCUACUCUAUAGCAUUUCCGAUUUUUUUGAGCUCCCCCAUUCUACUUCCGAUUUAUUACAUUUUGUUCGAUGAAUUUCCUUAAAUUCAAGACAGGCCCAAACAUUUAAGUUAAUCACAGCGUUGUUCUUGUUUUACACAUUAUUCAAAUUCAGCAACAUAAGAAUUUUAAAUUUAAGUGAAAGUUUAAAACGUUAAAUGUGUAAGCAUACUUUUAUGAACAAAACAAAAGCAAAAAAAAUGAAACCAACAACAAACUUCACUAAAAUUAGGUUUGUAUUCUGGAUACAAAAAAGAAGCAAAAUGGCAAUUAAAAAGAAAGAACACAAUAUAAAUA
Drosophila rhopaloa is the source of this 6789-nucleotide messenger RNA. RefSeq lists its product as uncharacterized. Gene Ontology annotation, biological process: regulation of transcription by RNA polymerase II. The record is from RefSeq and is a predicted model, not a curated record. Gene Ontology annotation, molecular function: RNA polymerase II cis-regulatory region sequence-specific DNA binding; DNA-binding transcription factor activity, RNA polymerase II-specific. NCBI's taxonomy places the organism in Eukaryota, Metazoa, Arthropoda, Insecta, Diptera, Drosophilidae.